AUGACUUCAGUUAGAAGGAGAAAGAUGGCUAGAUCUUCUGUAACGAAGAAUACUAGAAGAGUCAAAGACAAACAAAGAAACAUUAAGAUUUAUUCUAAUCCAAUUAUUGAAGCAAAUUGGGAUCAUUCAUUAACUUUACAACAAAAUUAUAAAAGAUUAGGAUUAACUGCUAAACUUGGACAUAUUGCUGGAGGUCAAGAAAGAAAAGUAGUUAAAUGGAGUGAAACUGUUGGUAGUGCCAAACCUUUGAAAGCAGCUGAAGAAACUGAAGAUCCUACUAAAAUUCCUGAAGGGGAAGCUAGAAUCGUUAGAGAUGAUAAGGGUGAAGUAUUAAGAGUUAUCUAUGGUACUAUGAAAAAUCAAGAUGAUGAAGUUACUGAACAAAAAUCAGAAGUCAUUAAUGCUUUAGAACAACAAGCUAUAAAGAAUGCCAGUAUUGUUAAAGAAAGACAUCAAUCUGAUAGAGAAUCAGAUUGGUUAAGAUUAUUGUAUGAAAAAUUCGGUGAUGAUUAUGAAAAGAUGAAAUGGGAUAAAUUAAAUAUCUAUCAACAAAGUCCGGGAGAUUUGAAAAGACGUAUCAAUAAAUGGAAGAAAUCAAAUUUAGUUUAG
This is a messenger RNA of Yamadazyma jaroonii, 609 nucleotides long. The record is from the annotation of a GenBank genome assembly. NCBI's taxonomy places the organism in Eukaryota, Fungi, Ascomycota, Pichiomycetes, Serinales, Debaryomycetaceae.